AACCUCUGGGGUUUCAGAUCACUCUAGGCUACAGAACUUUGCUUUCUGAAGGGGACACAGCAGGUGUGAGUCCUGGUGACUGCCAUUCCCUGUUUUAGAGAUGGCUCUGCAGACCCCCAGCCUCCUCCUCUCUGCAGCUGUGCUGGUGCUGAUGGUGCUGAGCUGCCCAGGGACUGAGGGCAGAGACUCCCCAAGGGAUUUCGUGAUCCAGUUCAAGAACUACUGCUACUUCACCAACGGGACGCAGCGCGUACGGCACAUGAACAGAUACAUCUACAACCAGGAGGAGUUCGUGGGCUACGACAGCGACGUGGGCGAGUACCGCGGGGUGACCGAGCUGGGGCGGUCGUGGGCCGAGUACUGGAACAGCCAGCAGGACAUCCUGGAGCGGACGCGGGCCGUGGUGGACACGGUGUGCAGAAACAACUACGAGGGGUCGGAGGUCCGCACCUCCCUGCGGCGGCUCGAGCAGCCCAAGGUCAUCAUCUCCCUGUCCAGGACGGAGGCCCUCAACCACCACAACUUGCUGGUCUGCUCGGUGACAGAUUUCUACCCAGCCCGGAUCAAAGUGCGCUGGUUCCGGAAUGGCCAGGAGGAGACUGUGGGGGUCGUGUCCACACAGCUUAUUAAGAACGGGGACUGGACCUUCCAGGUCCUGGUCAUGCUGGAGAUGACUCCUCAGCGGGGAGAGGUCUACAUCUGCCAGGUGGAGCACGCCAGCCUGCAGAGCCCUGUCACGGUGGAGUGGCGGGCACAGUCUGAGUCUGCCCAGAGCAAGAUGCUGAGUGGCAUCGGAGGCUGCGUCCUCGGGGUGAUCUUCCUCGGGCUCGGCCUUUUUGUCUAUCAUAGGAGUCAGAAAGGACCUCGGGGGCCUCCUCCAGCAGGCAAUGGGGAGGAGGUGGCGUUGGCCGGGACACCAGCUGUCUGUGUCUGA
Molecule: messenger RNA, 934 nt
Organism: Arvicanthis niloticus (Nile rat)
Lineage: Eukaryota; Metazoa; Chordata; Mammalia; Rodentia; Muridae
Source: RefSeq, a predicted model, not a curated record